AUGUUAAAAUAGAUAGAGAAAUCUCACCCUAAAAACUAGGCUAAGCUCUAAGUUCUUAAAGACGAUUUAGUUUAAUGUUAAUAAAACGUGCAACCUUAAGUGUACUAAAUUCAAGGUAAGCUCUAAGCAUAGUAACAAUGUGUUAGUCAUUAUAACUAAUAAUCAUAGGCAGUAAGAUUGAAUGAUAUGUAUUAAAUACCUCUUUAAAAAUAAAUGGUUUAAUAAUAAUAAUAGUAAAAGUAAUAAUAAAUUUGGAAUAAACCUUAAUAGUUGCCUUAAUAAUUAAUCCAGUUAUAAAAAAACCCACAAUAACAAAUCUAGUAAUAAUAACAGUACUAGUAGUAAUAAUAACAGCAGUAGUAGUAGUAGUAAUAAUAAUAACAUUAGCGGGACUGGCUUUUAAAGACAUAAAUAUUAAUAAUUCAGAAAAUUGACUUAAAUAACGAGAUAGAUCAUUCAUGA
Messenger RNA from Tetrahymena thermophila SB210, 462 nucleotides. RefSeq lists its product as hypothetical. The record is from RefSeq and is a predicted model, not a curated record. NCBI's taxonomy places the organism in Eukaryota, Ciliophora, Oligohymenophorea, Hymenostomatida, Tetrahymenidae. The transcript has a single exon.